GCCAAAUUGAAUGAAAAUAAGGGUGAAUACAUUCUAUACAUGAUGGUGCGCACCAGUGUAAUGAUUGUAUUAUACAGAAUGAUUUACUUCAAUCACAAACAUGGCUGCCACAUUGAAUCUGAUGAUUGUCGCGAGAGAGGAAAAAAAACAACAUUGUGACCAGCAGCGUUGUACACACACGUAGUGCCUACCGGAAAAAACUUCGGGCUCUUUAUACUCUCUUAGCAAAUUUGGAUAUCAUUUUGUUUGAAAAGAAAACAAAAGAUUUGUUUCUUUUUUUUUUUGUAAAUUUCGUGUAAGACAAACGAAGAAAACAGCAAAUAGGUUUACAAGUGAAUUGAAUAUAAAUUUAAAGUGGUGAAUAAAGCUAAUUUUAGGCGAUAAAAAUUUUUGAAUUUGAGCAAAAGUUAAAAAGAAACACCAAAAAAAAUAUAUACACUAAAUAAAUAAAAAAAAGUGCAGCAAAGACCAAGAAUUUAUCAAAUUUAAUGUGGGGUAUGGAACAUUUAUCCAAACAACUAAUAUGCAACAAUCACAUAAACUGAAUAUAAACGAAAAUAGCGCAUCAAGUGCUACUAGAAUAACAUCCGACAAAAAACCAUCCGUAAAAAUAAACGGUCAAAUAUCAAUUGAAUCGAAUAAUAAACAAGAUGUGCCAAUAGUUCCUGCGAAGCCAGCACGCCUAAAUCUAGCAUUGAAACGUGAAACGGCGUCGCCAAUUGGAAAUGGCCAAAUGAACGCAAAAAACGGAAGCGGAUCGGCGGCGCCAGCAGCCAACACCACCGAAACAGAUGAAAUCGAAUUUUUACUUGAAGAGAUAAAAGACUUGGAAGUGCCCUCAUGCCGAACCGAUUCGGAACAGGACUUUGAGAUAGCCGGAAGCCGUGUCGACCUCGAUUUAUCGUUGCAAUUAGAUUCACCGAUCGAUACAUCGUGGUAUUCACACGCCUACUUUGCACAAGCCAUCCAAAUGCCAUCCGUUCCAUGGGGAGUUCCGUUGCAUUGUGAUCUUCGACCACUAAAAACACCAACUGGAAUCAUUCGAAUACUGCUUGUGAUAUCGUCUGCAGCGUGUAUUGUAUGCGAAUUUUCAGCUGGUUCUGUUCAAGUUGGAUUGUUCUUCCUACCGUUAAUUGCUCGACUUCGAUUCAUGGUCUUUUGUGCAAUCUUUUCUUUGCUGCUGACAAGUCUUAUGCUCUUUCUGGAUAUAUCGCAUAUAGCGCAAAUGUUUCCAUUUCAUUGGCCCAAAUUGAAUGCAUAUCUUUAUUUUAUAAUCAGCGUAAUAUUUUUGAUUGGCUCGUCGUUACUCAUCCACAUGGUGUUUUUUGCACGUGAAUAUAAGUGGGUUCCGCCAAGAACAAAGGAAACUUUAUUUUUAUCAGCGAUGCUUGGUUAUACGUGUGCAGUGGAGGCGAUUGUUUUAUCUGUCAUGGGAUUCUUUCCAUCGCGUCGUUAUCGACAAGUACCUGCCGAUGAAUGUGAUUGCAUUAUUGAUGAAGGACGUGAACUAACACCAAUGAGUUCAACACACAAAUCGUUGGCAAACUCAAAUUCAAAUUUUCACAUUGCUGCUGAUGAUAUCAUCACAGAUCGACGCUAGGCCUAUACACCUAUAUAUUGUCUUAUUCCAAUAUACAAUACCAAACAACAAUAACGAAAAUGAAACGAGAAGAAAAAUUGACAUUCUUAACAAUCUGACACCGUUGAAAAUAAUGAAAAAAAGAAGCCCACAUUGCAAUAAGCGACCUUAGUUAGAUGAACUGAAAGACUAAAUCCAAAGAAAAUGACGAUUGAUACGAUUCGAAUUUGGCGAAAAUCGAACUAAAAAACACAGUAGUGAAAUUUUGCGAUUUUUCAUCUCGAUCAAUAUUUAAUCAAGAAACCGUAGCCAUAUAUCACCAAUAAAGAACUAGAAUAGAAAAGAAAACUAUUUAUCAAGUAUAAUGUUAAUUACAAUAUAUUUUUGUACAUAAUACGAUAAGUUAAUUUGAGUUAAUUGGAUAAAUGGAGAAAAAAAAAGUAUAAACGACGUAAUUAGUUACUCAAUUGCAUACUCUAUAGCAAAUAAUAUAUGGAUUGUAUUAACUUAUUUAAUCAUGAAAUUUGGAUAGAUGGAUCUUUGGGGAAAUAUACUCCUUUUUUAGCAUUUCACUUUUAAUAUUACACUUGAAUGAAUCAUGAACAAGUCUUUGAAACUUUUCUAUUCAACCGAAUGCGGUCGAUGGACUGCUGUUCAGAGUUUCAUUUACAAAAUGAUGGCAAAAUGUGAAAACUGAACAUGGUCCACAUCCAAUUUUUAGUAUAUAAUAUUACUAUGUGUUUGGUGUAUUUAUUUGAAUUCGAUAAGUUUAUUUUUUAUUCGAUUUCGGUCGUGACUCCAGAACAUUUCAGAUAGAAAACAAAAGUGAUAGCAAAAAUUGACAAUUUUCCAUACCAUACACAAUAAUAUUAAUAAUAAAUUAUAAAUCGCUGUCAAACGAAUUCGUUUUUUGUUGUUCCAGAAAGUAAACCAAAACUAUUUUCGAUACAAACAACAACAAAAAAAAACACAAAAAUAGAUUUACGAUUGAUCUUGAAAUUUCAUCAAGCAAUUUCAUUGUCAGCCACAAUAAAUUUCCAUGGAAUUCCACAAAA
This is a messenger RNA of Contarinia nasturtii (swede midge), 2634 nucleotides long. RefSeq lists its product as uncharacterized. NCBI's taxonomy places the organism in Eukaryota, Metazoa, Arthropoda, Insecta, Diptera, Cecidomyiidae. The coding region runs from base 524 to 1600 and encodes 358 amino acids. The transcript is spliced from 8 exons. The record is from RefSeq and is a predicted model, not a curated record.